Molecule: messenger RNA, 460 nt
Organism: Colletes gigas
Lineage: Eukaryota; Metazoa; Arthropoda; Insecta; Hymenoptera; Colletidae
Product: histone H4
Exons: 1
Coding region: 30-341 (103 amino acids)
Biological process (GO): nucleosome assembly
Cellular component (GO): nucleosome
Molecular function (GO): DNA binding; structural constituent of chromatin; protein heterodimerization activity
Source: RefSeq, a predicted model, not a curated record
UUGUAUCACUUUAUUCGAAAUAUUACAAGAUGACUGGCCGUGGAAAGGGAGGAAAGGGAUUGGGAAAGGGAGGAGCGAAGCGGCAUCGUAAAGUACUUCGUGAUAAUAUCCAAGGUAUCACAAAGCCUGCAAUACGUCGUUUGGCUCGCCGUGGCGGUGUCAAACGUAUAUCUGGUCUCAUCUAUGAAGAAACUCGUGGUGUUCUGAAAGUCUUCCUGGAAAACGUUAUCCGUGACGCAGUUACCUACACCGAGCACGCCAAACGAAAGACUGUAACUGCUAUGGACGUUGUCUAUGCGCUCAAGAGGCAAGGACGUACUCUCUACGGUUUUGGAGGUUAAGUGCAACAUCAUUGACGUGCGGUUGUCAUCAAUCGUCAAACAAACGGCCCUUUUCAGGGCCACAAUUACUUGGAACUGAGAACUCUUUUGUUCAACUUUAAUUUUUCCUGCAAUCUUGA